Tetranychus urticae (two-spotted spider mite) is the source of this 2097-nucleotide messenger RNA. It is a transcript of the gene Eno, whose product is annotated as alpha-enolase. Gene Ontology annotation, cellular component: phosphopyruvate hydratase complex. NCBI's taxonomy places the organism in Eukaryota, Metazoa, Arthropoda, Arachnida, Trombidiformes, Tetranychidae. Gene Ontology annotation, molecular function: phosphopyruvate hydratase activity; magnesium ion binding. Gene Ontology annotation, biological process: glycolytic process. The record is from RefSeq and is a predicted model, not a curated record.
UUGCACAAGCGUACAAGCAGCGAUCUUCUGCGGAUUUUAUAGCUUCCUGUUAAAUAACCAAACUCUUACAUUACCUGCUAAACCUUCGUCUCUUCUGUUAGUUACUGACCGUAUUCAAGAUCAAAAUGCCAAUCCAAUCUAUUAAAGCAAGACAAAUCUAUGACAGCCGAGGCAACCCCACUGUUGAGGUUGAUCUUGUCUCCGAUAAAGGUUUGUUCCGAGCUGCGGUACCUAGCGGUGCUUCAACUGGUGCUCACGAAGCAGUUGAACUUCGAGAUGGUGACAAAAGCAACUACUUGGGAAAAGGAGUUCUUAAAGCCGUUCAAAAUGUUAAUGAGAGUCUUGCCCCUGCCAUUGUUGGCAAGUUCGAACCUACUCAACAAAAGGAGAUAGAUGAAUUAAUGAUUAAAUUAGAUGGUACUGAAAACAAAGGAAAGCUCGGAGCUAAUGCUAUUCUUGGUGUUUCACUUGCUGUCUGUAAAGCUGGUGCUGCUGCUAAAGGUGUUCCAUUAUACAAACACAUCGCUGACUUGGCUGGUAAUAAGGAUAUUAUUUUACCAGUUCCAGCAUUCAAUGUUAUCAAUGGUGGUAGCCAUGCUGGUAACAAGCUUGCCAUGCAAGAAUUCAUGAUCUUGCCUACUGGAGCUAGUUCAUUUACUGAAGCCAUGAAAAUGGGUUCUGAAACUUACCACCAUUUAAAGGCUGUAAUCAAGAAGCGUUUCGGUCUUGAUGCUACUAGUGUAGGAGAUGAGGGAGGUUUUGCACCCAAUAUCUUGAACAACAAGGAUGCCCUUGAAUUGAUCAAAGAGGCUAUUAGUAAUGCUGGCUACAUUGGUAAAAUUGACAUUGGUAUGGACGUUGCCGCAUCUGAAUUUUACAAAGAUGGUAAAUAUGAUUUGGACUUUAAAAAUCCAAAAUCUGAUCCCAGCAAAUGGAUUUCACCUGAUGAGCUUGCUAAGCUUUACAAAGAUUUCGCCGCUGAUUAUCCAAUUGUAUCAAUUGAGGAUCCCUUUGAUCAAGAUGAUUGGGAAGGUUGGAGCAAGUUCACUGGAAGUGUCGACUUCCAAGUUGUUGGUGACGACUUGACAGUCACCAAUCCAAAACGUAUUCAAACCGCAGUUGAGAAGAAAGCUUGUAACUGCUUACUUUUGAAAGUUAAUCAAAUCGGAAGCAUCAGUGAAGCAAUUGAAGCUCACCUUCUGGCUAAAUCUAAUGGCUGGGGAACAAUGGUUUCUCAUCGAUCCGGUGAAACUGAAGAUUCAACCAUAGCUGAUAUUGUUGUUGGUCUUUCAACUGGACAAAUCAAGACCGGAGCUCCAUGUCGAUCUGAAAGAUUGUCUAAAUAUAAUCAAAUUCUGAGAAUAGAAGAAGAAUUAGGAUCUGGUGCUAAAUAUGCAGGAAAAAGCUUCCGAAAACCUCAGUGACCUUAAAUCCAUUUUAAAGGUCAAAUAAAUUCUAUGUGAAAGUGAUAUGAAAUUGUGGAAAAAUGAUAUCUAGCAGAUCAAAUCAGUUUUUUUGUUCUUUAAAAUUUAGCUUAUUAUUCAACUCUAUAUAUCUAUUAUUAUAAUUGUAGUCUUGGGUAAACUCACCACAUAAAUUACAUAUAAGAUAAUUCCAAAUUCAAUUUACCAGGUAAAUAUUCAAAAGCCUAUUAAUCAAUAUAAAGCGUGAAACUAUAUAUUUUAAUUCUAGUUGUGUAUCAAUGAUCAUUUAUCGUUCUCUACUGCUCGAUAAAUGCAGAAUCUUAGAGAGAUAUUAUCAGGCCGGACAAAAAAGGUUGUUUUUAAAAUGCUUCAAAAACAGCUCAGCAAAUCAAUUUUUUGAUUUUGUUUCUCCAAUACACUGGUGAACAACAAAUCAAAAUUUAACUCUUAUUCACUAAUUCUAAUCAAUUGGGAACUAUUUUCUUUUCCCUCAUUAGUCAAUUUAAUUAUUAUUUCUAUUUCUAUUACUAGUUAUUUCUAAUUGUGUGAUUUUGGUGUUGGGUUUCCGUUGGUCUCCUUUGUUUCUCCUUUUUUUGUUUAAAUUCAAAAAUCUUUACAAUAUAAAGACAUACUUAAUAUUUGUACCUUUUAGUAAACAAUUUAACCAAUUUAA